GGACAGUCCAGAGGAGGUGGAUUAGAGACCCAAACAUCCACUCAUUCUUGCUGUAUAGGAAAGCCUGACAACUUUUGGAGCUGUUUUCUUGUACAAUGAAAGAUACAACUGAAAGUCAAGAAAGUGGUCAAGAAAGUGAUGAGAAGAUACAAGAACGAGGUCAAUGGAGCAGCAAACUGGAAUUUGUGCUAUCCGUUGCUGGUUCCAUUAUUGGCUUGGGCAACAUGUGGCGAUUCCCAUACUUAUGCUACAAGAAUGGAGGAGGUGCAUUCCUCAUUCCAUACCUCAUUUUCCUAUUCACCUGUGGGAUUCCUACGUUUGUCUUGGAGACAGCUUUAGGCCAGUACACCAGUGAGGGAGGCAUCACCUGCUGGAGGAAAAUCAGCCCUCUCUUUGAAGGACUAGGCUAUGGCACACAAGUCAUUGUAUCCUUACUGAAUUGCUACUAUAUUGUUGUUCUGGCAUGGAGCAUCUUUUAUUUGUACUUCUCUUUCUCCUGGGACUUACCAUGGUCCUCAUGCCACAAUUCUUGGAAUCUAGGUGAGAAGAUUACUUUCUACAUUAGGUCUUAUAGUGCAAAUUCACUGUUUGGAAUGUGCAUCACAUGCUGGGUUCCUCAGUGUUGGGCCAUUGUUUUUGUCAAAGAAACUUGUGUGGAGUUCCAGAGGAGGAAUGAUUCUGCCAACUUCACACUGACUGCAAAUGCCACUUCUCCUGUCAUUGAAUUCUGGGAGAGAAGGGUGUUGCGGCUCUCUCCAGGUAUUGACCAGAUGGGCUCUCUGAACUGGGAUCUGGCCCUGUGUCUGCUUAUUGCCUGGGUCAUGUGCUACUUCUGCAUCUGGAAAGGAGUGAAAUCAACAGGAAAGGUUGUGUAUUUUACCGCUACCUUUCCCUACCUCAUGCUUCUGGUGCUUCUCAUUCGAGGCCUUACCUUACCAGGGGCUGUGAGGGGCAUCCAGUUUUACCUGUACCCUGACGUGGGGCGUUUAGCUGAUCCACAGGUAUGGAUGGAUGCAGGAACCCAAAUUUUCUUCUCAUAUGCCCUCUGUUUAGGGAGUCUAACAGCCCUUGGGAGCUACAACAAAUUCAACAACAACUGCUACAGGGACUGCUUGGCUCUCUGCUUUCUAAAUAGUGGGACAAGCUUUGUGGCUGGCUUUGCCAUCUUCUCCAUUCUCGGUUUCAUGUCAUAUGAGCAGAAUGUACCAAUUUCUGAAGUGGCCGAGUCUGGUCCUGGUCUGGCCUUUAUUGCAUACCCCAGGGCUGUUUCAAUGAUGCCUUUCUCUCCUCUGUGGGCCUGCUUCUUCUUUAUCAUGAUAAUCUUCCUUGGACUGGACAGCCAAUUUGUCUGUGUCGAGAGCCUGGUCACAGCCAUAGCGGACAUGUAUCCGGCUGUGUUUCGCCGUAGGAACCGCAGAGAGCUCCUCUUGUUUGUGGUGUCCAUCCUCUUCUUCCUGGUGGGCCUUAUCAUGCUGAUGGAGGGUGGGAUGUACGUAUUCCAGCUGUUUGACUACUAUGCAGCCUCGGGCAUGUGUCUGCUCUUCAUGGCCAUAUUUGAGACUGCUUGCAUUGCCUGGGUCUAUGGUGCUGAUCGCUUCUAUGAUAAUAUUGAGGAUAUGAUUGGCUACCGCCCAGGCCCUCUAAUCAAAUACUGCUGGAAGUUUUUCACCCCAUUCACCUGCAUAGGCACAUUUGCUUUUUCCCUCAUCAAGUACACACCUCUGAAAUACAACAGUGUGUAUGUGUAUCCUUGGUGGGGUUAUGCAGUAGGCUGGCUCCUGGCUCUGUCCUCCAUGCUGUGCAUCCCCGCAUGGAUGAUCUUCAAGAUCGCCAACACAAAAGGAACUCUAAUAGAGCGCCUCAAAAUCCUUACUAAGCCAUCAAGUGAUUUACCCAAAACCAAGAAGGAGGAAGAGAGGCUGCUGGCUAUUUUUACUGUGGGGAACUCAGCCUCACCUAACAAGGACGACUUCCUCUCAGAGCAUCUGAAGGACACAAAACUGUAGAUUUUUAAUUUUUUACUCAAUCCAUCUGUUUGAGUGUUCAUCCAUCUUCAUCAACUUCAUCUGCCUGAGAAUAUUUCAAAAAGGACAGACAAAAAAUGUUUUAAAAUAAUUCUGAGGAACAAGGAUACAGAGGUUUUGCUUCAGAGGUGGGGAACUCCAAUCCCAGAGGGCCAGGUUCUUGCACUGUUUGGUGAUUUUCCUCCCCAAGCACAUCUGAUUCUAUUCAUUAACGAACGGCCAGGUUUAGUUGGUGUGCUACAGUAGAGAAAUCGUCAAACUGUGCUGGACUCCAGCCCUCAGUUCCUCACCCUGUUUUACAUUUAUGGACCUACUUACUUGAUGUCAUAUUGUCAUACUGGUGCUCAGCCUUUUCUCUCUGAAGGACUAAAACAGUUGCAUAUUGAGGAAAAUACAAAUUUGCAGCUGUCAAAUUACUAGUCAGUUUACUGAUAGGCAGUUACUGAUAUAGAGGUAGUGUUACUGUGCACACAAAUACAACACACAGUGAUAAAAUAAUAAUGUUUAAAUUGACUUAAUGUACUCAAUUUCUACACGUCCA
Colossoma macropomum (tambaqui) is the source of this 2565-nucleotide messenger RNA. RefSeq names its product sodium- and chloride-dependent GABA transporter 2-like. The transcript is spliced from 14 exons. Gene Ontology annotation, biological process: sodium ion transmembrane transport. The record is from RefSeq and is a predicted model, not a curated record. Lineage: Eukaryota; Metazoa; Chordata; Actinopteri; Characiformes; Serrasalmidae. Gene Ontology annotation, cellular component: membrane. The coding region runs from base 96 to 2006 and encodes 636 amino acids.